AUGAAAAUUUCCCAAAGGUGCUAUUCAAAGCAGCAUUCUAGUUAUUCUAACCAGAAUUCUUGUUAUUUUAACCCGAAUUCUUGUUAUUUUAACCAGAAUCCUAGUUAUUUUAAAAAAAUUUCCAACCAGAAAUCUAGGGUUUUUGACAUAAAUUUUAGUUAUUCUAACCAAAAUUCUAGUUAUGUUCACCAUAAUUGUAGGUAUUAUGACCAGAAUUCUAGUUACUCCAACCAAAAUUGUAGUCAUUUUAACUACAAUUCUAGGGAUUUUAACCGGAAUUCUAGUUAUUCUAACCAAAAUUCUAGAGAUAUUGACCAAAAUUCUAGUAACUCCAACCAAAAUUGUAGUCACUUUAACUACAAUUCUAGGGAUUUUAACCGGAGUUCUAGUUAUUCUAACCAAAAUUCUUGUCAUUAUAACAUGAAUUCUAGGGAUUUUGACCUGAAUUCUAGAUAUUUCAACUAAAAUUCUAAUUAUUUUAACCAGAAUUCUAGUUAUUCUAACCAAAAUUCUAGAGAUUUUGACCAAAAUUCUAAUUAUCCUAACCAAAAUUCUAGUUCUGUUAACCAUAAUUAUAGGUAUUAUGACCAGAAUUCUAGUUACUCGAACCAAAAUUGUAGUAAUUUUAACCACAAUUCUAGGGAUUUUAACCGGAAUUCUAGUUAUUCUAACCAAAAUUCUAGUUACUCCAACCAAAAUUGUUGUCAUUUUAACCACAAUUCUAGGGAUUUUAACAGGAAUUCUAGUUAUUUUAACCAAAAUUCUUGUCAUUAUAACCUGAAUUCUAGGGAUUUUGACCAGAAUUCUAGUUAUUUUAACCAAAAUUCUAGUUAUUCUAACCAAAAUUCUAGUUAUUUUAACAAGAAUUCUAAUUAAUUUAAACAAAAAUUCUCUGUUAUUCCAACCGGAAAUCGUUUUCAGUGAAUACUGUUUUAAAAGUCCUAGGGAUAUUUUAUACGUUACUGUUAGGGAUGGUAUUGUAUUCCAUAUCGCAAAAUUCAUUUAUUAUUUAAUCUAACAAAUAAAUUUUUAUAAUUUAACCAAAUAAAUAAAUUCGCUAUUUAUAUAUAUAUAUAUAGAUAGAUUAGAACAAUAUUUCACCUCUGCUUAGUGUAAAUUCUUGCGGAAAGAAAAAUCAUCAGAGCAGAAAGUUACUGACACGAAAGUAAAAUUAAAAAAAAAAACGUAAUAAUUAUUAUCCGUAAAAACAGUUUUUAACCAUUCCUCGUUGAUCAGAUGAUGCAAACUAUAUAACAAUUGCAUCUUAUGCAAUGGGCAUAUUUCAUGCUUCGAAUAAUAGAAACCAUAAUAAGAUAAAUAUUAUAAUGAAACUAUGGAAACUGAAACCAUUUUUUUUUUUGAUGAGCACGAUUUAGUUAGCUUAAAAUUAUUAAGGAGACUAGUACAUUUAGGGAUUUUUUGUUUGUAUUUUUUUUUUUUUUUUUUUUUUUUGUUUGUACAAAAUUGGGUGUACCCUUUUUUGUUUUGAACCAAAUCAAAAAAUGUUAUUUGUACCCCUGAAAAAAAAUAUGGAAGGGUUAUAGUUAAUUAAGUGUUUUUUAAAAGUAGCAUCUUGAUUUAAAAUCAGAUGAUUACUUUAUUGUUUUCUUUUUAUCUAAGCCAAGAAAGCCUUAUAAUAUGUUGAUUUGUGACCACAUUUUGGGAAAUUUACAACUCUAAAAAAGUUUUUUUUUUUUUUUUUUUUUGAGGAAAAAUGUCAUCCAGCCUUAGUUUAUUAUAGAAAUUAAAUGGUAUUUAAAAAAAGAAAUAAAAGAAAAAACAAAAUUAGAAAUGAAGAAUUAUUAGCUUCUUGUGAAAAAGAAAAUAAACAUCGUACUCGCAUCGCCUAAAAAAAAAAUAAAAUCUCAAACUGUAGUACCUAUAUGAUUCUUAAUUGUAUGUAAAAAAAAUUGUACCUACAGUCAUGAUGAUUGCAAGUAUCUCUUUUUUGAGCCGAGCUUGGGAUCUUCGACGUCUCUCAUAUUGGGAAAUUUUCAAAUCUCCUCUUUUUUUUCUUUUUGUCUCUUGGACAAAAUAGUACUUAAUUAAUUGUAUAAUAUUCAUCCUUUUAAUAUUGGAUGAAAAAAAGUGAAAUAAUUUUUUUUUCCCCCUAAAAUUUUAUACUAUUUUGCAAAAAUUAUUUUUGUUAGUAUUUUUAUUGAGAUUUGCUGUUUUUGAAUAUGUCAUUUAAUUUUAAAUUAAAUAUUUAAGAGGAGAAAACGAUCUCGAAGUUCGAAGACCCAAAUUCGAUCAAAAAAAAAAAAAAAACAAAAGUAUAGGUAUAUAUAAAUAAUUUAAUCGGUAAAGAAAAAAAAAAGAAUAUCCCAGUGGUUCUGUAUUGUUUAAGUUGUAAAUUAUCUACUAGUUUUAUUACAUGUGUGUAUGAGUGUGUAUGCUCGAAUGAAUUUCUUGUGUGAGUAGGACUGAUGAAAAAAUUGUUUUUUUUUUUUUUUUUUGCAAACGGAUCGUCGACUCCGGAAAGAGAAGAAAAAAAAAAAAUUAAAGAAAGCCGUAUCUCUCAUCCCAGUGAAUAAAUAAAAAGAGA
Messenger RNA from Leptopilina boulardi, 2545 nucleotides. Its product is annotated as probable ATP-dependent RNA helicase ddx42. The transcript has 3 exons. The record is from RefSeq and is a predicted model, not a curated record. Bases 1 to 465 code for a protein of 154 amino acids. NCBI's taxonomy places the organism in Eukaryota, Metazoa, Arthropoda, Insecta, Hymenoptera, Figitidae.